UCUCAAUUUCCAUGAAAAACGCAUUAGGUGUCUCGUACUCGCACACCAACAAUUCCCCCAAUUCUUAGGGUCAGGGCUUUUUCUUGCUAUACAAUUUCAUUGCUGCUCUUUUUGUUACUCUUUCUCUGACCCUUGUCCUCUCCUUUCCUCUUUCUUUCCGCUCGAUUUUUGUCACCCUUAUCGUCCGUUCUUCGAUUUCCGCUCCGAUACGGCGGAGUCUCCCGCGUGCUAUCUUAACAUUUUACGGAAGUCCAACAUUGGUGGAGAGACAGCUCUGGGCGAGCGCCAAGGAGGACAAUAAUAGGGAAACUUUGAAGUAGAGAAACGCCCAACCCAUUCUACCUGACCAUGACUCGCGCUCGGAGGUCAAGUAAUUUGGGUGCGGACAUACCGGGUGACACCAGCGCACCAGCAAUGUCUACCAUGAACGAGGUCAGUCCGAUCGAGACAGAAGCUCCGAAAUGGGAUAAGUCUCCGGCCAAGUCGCCCAAAUCGCAAUCGAAGCGUCGCAAGAACAAGUCCGCCCUCCGUCGCUUCAAAGAUACAUGCUUGAAGCACACAUGGCUUCUGCCUCUUCUUAUGUUGACCGUGUUGCUCGCUCUGUACGCCGUCAACCCCACUCCGUCCAAUCCGCUGCAUAGCGCAAUCUUUCUGUCCUACCCUCAAGCGCCGAAAACCCUCGGUGGCCCGGUGAUGUACGGAAAAGGCCCUAAAGAUAUUGCCUUUGUCGCUUUUUAUACCAUCGUUCUGUCCUUCACGCGGGAGUUUAUCAUGCAGCGCAUCAUCCUACCUUGGGCUAUAUACUGCGGAAUCCGCGGCAAGGGUAAAACAGCGCGCUUCAUGGAGCAGGUAUACACCGCGAUCUACUUUGCCAUCUUUGGUCCAUUUGGUCUGUACGUCAUGUACAGAUCCGACAUUUGGUAUUUCAACACAACGGCUAUGUUUGAGGGCUUCCCGCAUCGGGAGCAUGAGGCUCUAUUCAAAGCUUACUAUCUGCUGGAGGCGAGCUACUGGGCCCAACAAGCCAUCGUUCUCCUACUUAUGCUGGAGAAGCCCCGAAAGGACUUCAAGGAGCUUGUCGCACAUCACAUCAUUACCUUGGCUCUGAUUGGUCUGAGCUACAGAUUCCACUUCACCUACAUGGGCCUCGCGGUCUACAUCACCCAUGACAUCUCCGAUUUCUUCCUCGCAACUUCUAAAACUUUGAAUUACCUUGACUCGAUUAUCACUGCACCUUAUUUCGGUAUGUUCGUUGGGAUGUGGAUCUACCUCCGCCACUUCUUGAACCUUAAGAUUCUCUGGGCGGUCCUGACCGAAUUCCGAACCGUUGGUCCUUUCGAACUCAACUGGGAGACCCAGCAAUACAAGUGCUGGAUCAGUCAGUAUAUUACCUUCGCCUUGCUCGCGAGCUUGCAGGCAGUCAACCUCUUUUGGCUCUUCCUGAUUCUUCGUAUCCUGAAGAACUACCUGUUCAACAGCAUCAAGAAGGAUGAGCGGAGUGAUGAAGAGGAUGAGGAAGACGAUGGAGAGGGCGAUGAAGAACUGGAACAGGAACAGAACGGUCGUGCUGCUCUGGCCACUGGUGCUGAAGUGCCCACCAUUACUGCCCGGAAGGUCGAUAAGGAGAACCAGGCUCCACAAGUUCUGGUCAACGGAAAGCCCCUCAACGAGAAGGCUAGCCGCCGGUAGAAGAUGCUCCCGGAUUGGUCUCAUCCGUUUAAAAGGUAGGGCCCAUGUCAUGCGAUGUUAGCUGGUUUUGCUCUACCUUCUCUUUUCCUUAGCUUUCGAGCUAUUUGAACCAA
Molecule: messenger RNA, 1802 nt
Organism: Aspergillus alliaceus
Lineage: Eukaryota; Fungi; Ascomycota; Eurotiomycetes; Eurotiales; Aspergillaceae
Product: TLC domain-containing protein
Exons: 3
Coding region: 349-1689 (446 amino acids)
Biological process (GO): ceramide biosynthetic process
Cellular component (GO): membrane
Molecular function (GO): sphingosine N-acyltransferase activity
Source: RefSeq, a predicted model, not a curated record